Ustilaginoidea virens is the source of this 1368-nucleotide messenger RNA. RefSeq lists its product as uncharacterized. NCBI's taxonomy places the organism in Eukaryota, Fungi, Ascomycota, Sordariomycetes, Hypocreales, Clavicipitaceae. The transcript has a single exon. The record is from RefSeq and is a predicted model, not a curated record. The coding region runs from base 1 to 1368 and encodes 455 amino acids.
AUGGAAGACGCGAGUUGGACGUGGCCGGCCUGGAAGUUUGGCAUGAAAAGGGACGACCUCUUCACAACCCUCCAUGAUCAGUACAACACGAUACCGUACUCUUUGCAAGACCCCGAAGCCUUCCACCUCGACGUGUACGAAAUCUCUCGCGAUGCCGACACCGUGGACAAGUUUCAUCAGAUGAUGGCCGAUCGGCGGCUGAUGCGUCUCCGCGAGCUCAACGAUUCUCUGGAGACGCUCGCCGUCGAAAUCAUUGCCAACCCGAAGCUCAUGGGCACGGAGCAGUGGCAGCAAGCCCUGCAGUUUUUUCGAACCAAGUCGUAUGACUCUAUUGUUCGCUACUUUGCAAGCUACCUCCCCGACGAGUACUUGGAUCGUCAUGACACGCACUCCACCACGUCAGCCUCCUUGUCUGAGACGGAUAGCAUGAGCACCGCGGCCAGCAGCGUCGACGAUGUUCCGUCGCCCUUUGUGGACGACGACGACUUCUUCCCCAACGGCCACGUCAUGACGGCAGAGCCGUCAUGCUCCGCUGCCGCAGACGAGGCCGUCCAACGCGAGUUUGGUCGUCUCGGCGAACCUCUGUCGCCCCCGCACUCGGAAGCUGGGCAGCCGGAACUGCCCGUGUCAUCACCAGCCUCGACAAACGCCGAGUCGUCGAACGAGUGCUCGACGAAUCCGCCGUCACGAUCAAUGUCCUUUUCGGGAUCCGAGUCGGGACAUGUCGUGCCCGAACUCAUCCGGCAGCGACGAUAUCUCGAUGACGACGAUUUGGACGAGACAUUGCAGGUCGAUGUUGACGAUGAUUGCGACACUGCCAUCACAUCACUCUGUGACUCUAUCGAGUGUUCCUCUGCCGCUGAUGAUGGUGCUAUCCACGUAGAUUCGCAAGCCGAGCCCGAAGAGGGCGAAGCUCUCGAGUUUGAUGAUGACGAGGAUUUACCUACCGCACAGCACCCUGCCGAUGAGCUGGACUACCUUGAUUACACGACACCGUUCCGUACGUACGACAGCCUAGAAUCCGACACGCCCACACCACGGCCCGAGGCAGCGACCGCUGCAUUCCAUCUGCAGUCGCGGUCGGCAAAUGCUACCGUCGCGCGACCUUCACGUGGACGGUCGCCGUCACAACGGUCAGCGUCACCAAAGUUGCUGUUGUUGGCCAGUCGAGGAGGUGCAUCUCCGACACGCCAAGUGCGGAGGAGUCCGGAGGAGUCAUUGAGCAAAAUACAAAAGCCUGCCCAGGAUUUGAUGAGGAAACGACCCAAGGCCAGAAGAAGGGUUGGCUUGGGAAGUGAAGGCGAGAUGGCGGCUGUAUUUGAUGAGGAAACGACCCAAGGCCAGAAGAAGGGUUGGCUUGGGAAGUGA